Chiloscyllium plagiosum (whitespotted bambooshark) is the source of this 1396-nucleotide messenger RNA. Lineage: Eukaryota; Metazoa; Chordata; Chondrichthyes; Orectolobiformes; Hemiscylliidae. The record is from RefSeq and is a predicted model, not a curated record.
AUGCCUCUGAAUGAGCUUGCCAGCCGAUUGCCAAUAGUGACUGUGAAUUCUGUCCAUUAUCUUGUGGACUGGACUGGGGUCUGCCCAGAACCGUUUCCUGUAAGAUCCAUCCAGCUGCUCAUGGAGACUGGAGGCUUUCCUGUAGUUCAAAGCCCAGGCUCCAGAGGGAAAAAGGGACAGUGUUCAGACCGAUCUCCCUGUCCCACACCUGGGCAAGACUCGGCUGUGGGCGAGCGGGAUUUGUCACACUCAGAUUCCGGUGCUCUGAACAGAAGGUAUCUGACCUCUCCUAAGGACGCACAUGAAGCUAAACAAAAACGCAUACUGCCUCUCCAAACAAUUCAGUUAGAGCGUUUUCUGAAAAACGAUAAGAACUGGGACAUUGUAACUGCAUCAAAGAACAAGGUUCAGCAGUUUAAGAAGACAAUGCCACUGAUUACAGACUUGAGAAAUCCAGCCAUGCGCGACAGCGGACAGUCAAUGCGCCCUCAGAGCCACAUCAUGUGCACAGUCAGCCAAGCGCACAGAAAGGCGUCUGCUUAUGAAACCAGCUUAUAUUUUCUGGAUCUCAGUAUUCCUGCCUGUGUUGAAAGGCCGGAAGGCUGUGCAUUUUGGGUUUAUUCGCAGCCUUACCAUGUUGGGAACAUGGGAACAUUGUUGGGAUUGUUUAGUGGAGCACCAGGACUUCAGAGAGGAAAUUGCUUCCGAAUCAAUUACUUUCCAGAAGAUGAUGAUUAUGACCAGGAGGGAUCAGAAUACCUUUUACGGCUGAGUAACAUUAUUGGGAUAAUCGUGUAUAUAUCCAGCAACACGGGUGACCCCUGGGAUAAAAACGAUGAUGAGAAGAAGAGUUUGUAUUCUUAUGGCUGGUCUUUCUAUUUUGGGGCGCUGUCCUUUAUUGUGGCGGAGAUGGCUGGGGUGCUAUCUGUCAGUAUUUACAUUGACAAGAACAAAGUGGUGCGGAGCAGGUCCCACCGGGACUACUUAAAGACUUCCUCCUCGCCUUACGCCAGGAUGUCCAGCUACAGGUAUCGCCAGCGCCGGAGAUCAGCCUGCAGCUCCAGGUCUGAGGAACCUUCCCCUGCACGGGAGCUGUCCUCAGCCGCCGGUAUGAAGGUAGUGAGCAGCGUGGUGCCCCUCACCGAGAUUUCCAUGUACUCCUUGUCCAGAGAGGCGACCAAGGGACCUACCAGGGCCAGUUACCAGCCGGAGGAGGAAGAGAGCUUCCUCCAGGUCCAUAACUGUUUCCAGAAGGAGCUGCAGGAAGACCUGGUCGCCAACAUCAUGAACAGGCGAACGACGCCAGUCUGAGCUCUCACCUUCUUCCCUGACCCCGUGCCCCACACACCGUCACCUCCCCCUCCAGGCCCUCUCCCCCCCACUCCCACGGCCUCCU